Molecule: messenger RNA, 1182 nt
Organism: Ambispora leptoticha
Lineage: Eukaryota; Fungi; Glomeromycota; Glomeromycetes; Archaeosporales; Ambisporaceae
Source: the annotation of a GenBank genome assembly
AUGUCGCAACUUCAUUACAAGUUCGCAGACAAGUCAGAGUUCGAAGUACUACCGUUUGAAGGAUCCAAAAUUUCAAUUAUUGCCGCAAAGGAAAACAUUAUAAAGGCUUUAGAUCUGAAAGAAGCAGACAUCGUUCUAACGCAGGCAGAUACAGACGAAGAAUAUACUGAUGAUAAUAAGUUAAUACCCUCAGACACCAGAAUAAUUGUUAAGUAUGCGACAACGAAACCGGUGAAUGGCUUAGACCCCCAUUCUGCUCCAGUAUCCAGCCUGCCGUUGAAGCCGUCUGGAGGUCCAAAUACUAAUACGACUAAAGGUUACCCAAAACAGCAGCAGCAAACAGAACAGAUUACUGGCGUUGAUAUAAUUACCUCGAAUCCUAACAUACAAUCGGAAGAUGAUGCGAUUAAGACAAUGUUUCAGCAACAGGCCAUUUUUUGGGAUGCUGCACAAAAUAGAUCUACAAAAACAUCAUCUUCGGAAGUGCUGCCUGAACGAACAAAUGGCAAUCAGUCUAUUUUAUCUUUAUCUGCUUCACCUAAACAAUAUCCGCGGCCUAGUGAAGUUAUAUUAAAAAAGAAAUCUAUAGGACAACCCUCGUGGAAUGAACAGAAUGGACAAGCAAAUGGAUUUCCCACACAAGAAAUUUCAUCUUUUAGUUCCACGACUUCGGACCGUCCCAUUAUUGCUCAAUCCCAAGUAUUUCGCGAGCACCCCAGUUCAUCCGUACCUACUUCUAAUGAAUCACAUCAAAUUUCACAACAAAUUCCAGAAGAACUUCAAUGUGGCUUAUGCAAGAGGCUCGUAAAAGAAGCUGAGUCGACACCUUGUUGUCGUGCCAUCUAUUGCCGGCAAUGUAUUCAAGAUACGUUGAUGAGAAACGGGUUCAAGUGUCCUGAUUGCAGAAAACAAUUGAUGACGGAUGAUUUGGAAGAAGAUACGAGAACACGAGAAGCAGUCAGGAAAUAUAAGGAAGACGGUGGUGAGCAGCCUCAAACUCAAAAUCAAAGUCUCCAAGCGCAAAAUGCCAGAGAUCAAAUUGAUCGAGGAGGGGUAAAUGUCUCGUCAGACAAUCCAAAACAAAAGGCUGAUAAAGCUGACAUUCAAAAUGUCCAGAUUUCUCGUGUUGAUAAUAUUAAUACAUCGGUCAAUCCAAGAACUCCUAAAGAUAAUCAAACAGAG